Messenger RNA from Lotus japonicus, 1647 nucleotides. RefSeq names its product serpin-Z2B-like. The record is from RefSeq and is a predicted model, not a curated record. The coding region runs from base 270 to 1112 and encodes 280 amino acids. NCBI's taxonomy places the organism in Eukaryota, Viridiplantae, Streptophyta, Magnoliopsida, Fabales, Fabaceae. The transcript has 3 exons. Gene Ontology annotation, molecular function: serine-type endopeptidase inhibitor activity.
AUGGAAUGUGGAUUCUCCGCUGUGUUCUCCGACGCUGCUACUUCUUCACAUUGUCUUACUUUUGCCAACGGAAUGUGGGUUCAUGAAUCGCUUUCAGUUAAGCGUUCUUUCAAACAGCUUGUGGCCACUCAUACAAGGGCACUCUCAAUUCAGUUGAUUUUCAGAACAAGGGUGAUGAAGUGUGCCAUGAGGUGAAUUCAUGGGUUGAAAGAGAGACAAAGGGGCUUAUCACAGAGCUUUUGCCUUCCAAGGCAGUAGACAACUUAACCAUGCUUGUGUUUGCAAAUGCCCUCCACUUCAAGGGCGAGUGGAAAAACAAGUUUCUUGAUCCCCUUUACACAAAGAAUUCUGAUUUUCACUUGCUUAAUGGUACCACAGUCAAGGCUCCCUUCAUGACUAGCCAGAAGGAGACGCAGUACGUUAGGACUUUUGAUGGUUUCAAAGUCCUCCGUCUUUCUUAUAAGCAAGGUAGAGAUAAAGAGCGUCGAUUCUCCAUGUGCAUUUUCCUUCCGGAUGCAAUAGAUGGACUGUCGUCUUUAAUUGGAAAGUUGGCUUCACAAUCUGGUUUCUUGAAAGGCAAGCUUCCUCGGCGAAAAGUAAGAGUAGAUGAUUUCAAGAUUCCGAAAUUCAAGAUUUCGUUUGCACUUGAAGCUUCUACUGUGCUGAAGGAGCUGGGAGUGAUUUCGCCUUUCACUAAAACGGAUGCGGAUUUUACAAAUAUGGUGGACUCUCCUUCUGAUGAAUUAUAUGUUGCUAACUUGUAUCAUAAAGCUUCUAUUGAGGUAAAUGAACAAGGCACUGAAGCUGCAGCAACCUCUUCAUGGAGAGCGAUACUAGAGUGUUGUCCCUCUCCUGGUGGUAUUGAUUUUGUAGCUGAUCACCCUUUCCUCUUCUUGAUCCGAGAAGAUUUGACCGGAACUGUCCUCUUCAUUGGGCAGGUGCUCAAUCCUCUUGAUGGAGCAGCCACGUCGCUGAAGAAGGAGGAUUUGAAAGCAGAACACCUUGCCCGCAUUUUAGGCAAUGAUGGAGAGGAGGAAGAUGAAGGUGAUGGCGACGAUGAUGAUAAGCCUAAGGUUCCACCAAAGAAGAAAAAGAGGUCAAGAAAGGAUUAGUAGCUCCAUGUUGCAGCAUUAUUAGAUUUCCUAGUUUUGUCUUGUUGGUGCAUACUUACUACAUAGUCGAAUUCAAGCUCCAUGUCAUAGAAUUUCUAUGCGUUUUAUAUGAGCUGAACUACUUAAUUGGGAAGGAUUAGUAUUGCAAAUUUAGUUAACAUGCAGUAGUGUUCCUAGUGAUCGUACCCGACUCAACCAGUAUUGUCUCAGUGGAGGAUACUUGGUUUAAACAAACAAAAAAGUUUAACAUGCUUGGGGUUCUAGACCAGAACACUUGUUGAUUCAAAAGCUUAGGUCUCCUUGCAAUCAAAAGUCUCCUGUUUCUUCCAGCAGCCAAUUACUAAGGUUGUUUUGGUAAAAUAUUAGCACAAUUAUUACAACUCUGAUGCAGUAUGAAGGAGAAAUUGAAGUUCCCAGUUCCUCAGAAUAUGGUUAAUGUACUUGACUACUUGCCUAAGCACAUGUUUCUUAGAUUAUGAAAGGCCUUUCUUCCCUUUUCUGAUUAGUGAGUAGCCAUUCCUGCGUAUUUGUUGAA